Molecule: messenger RNA, 3540 nt
Organism: Nematocida major
Lineage: Eukaryota; Fungi; Microsporidia
Exons: 1
Coding region: 1-3540 (1179 amino acids)
Source: RefSeq, a predicted model, not a curated record
AUGCCUAAAAAAGAAGAGAAGCACGCUAAUGAAGAAAAGCCCAGAAAGCCGUCAAAAGCUGGCGGAUCCAAAGAUCGCAGCAACGGGCAGAGCCUGCAUCAUGCAAGCGACACGCCCAGUGAGCGCACUUCUGGAAAGGCCCAAGCCCGCGCCCCUUCUAAAGCCCGGAAAAGGGACAGUGAGAGCGACCCUGAGAGUGCAAGCGAUAGCGGCAGUAAUAACGAGACAGAUGGUGAGACCAGUGCAAGCGACGAAGACGAGUCCUCUAUUGGGAGCGGCGGGAGCCAGGAAAAGGCCCAGGAAAAAGAGGGGCAAAAAAGCAAGAGCGCGCGCAGAAACGACAAGGAUGGCUCAAGCACCGAUGUGAGCGAUGAUGAUUCCAGCGCCACGCACAGUGGAAGCCGCAGGCACUCUGAAAAGGGCAGGGAUAAAGCCAAAAAAAGUGCGCGCACUGACGACAAAAAAAGCAAAGGCCAUGGCAGCAGCGAAAGCGGCAGCGAGGGCGAGGGCGAUAGUGGCGAAAACGGCGAAAAGGAGAAGAAGCGCGGAAAAAAGGGGAAAUCCGGGAAGUCGGGAAAGAAGGACGCAAGCAAGAAAAAAGGCAAAUCUGGCAAGAGCAAGCGCAGUCAGGAAGAAAGCGAAGAAAGCGAGGACUCUCCAGGAAAAACUGCCUCCAUCGACAAAAAACUUACGAUUAAUAAGAAAGAGGACUCGCAUCUUAUAAGCGAAGUGAUUCGGCAGGGGGCAUCCACGGACCUGAACGGGCACGAGAGCAAAGAGCAAAAGAAGCGGGCCGUGGCCAUAUCCAUACGAAAUGACUCUGAAGCCGGGAUAGUCAAGUCAAUCUCCAUGGACCUUCUAAAGAAAACAGACAGCCAGUUUGGAACCUCUCUUGUGAAGAAAUCGCAGGGAAAAGUUCUUCUGGACCUAGAGGAGAUUAAAAAGACGAAGCAGACGGAGGACAGCAUAAAAAAUCUCUCAAGAGCCGACCAGAUCCUCAAACGGCUAACUCUAGACUAUAGCCGAAACAAGGAGUUUACCGAGAAAGUCGAGUCUCUCGCCAAAAUCACCAAGAAGCUUAACGUUGCAUCGCAGCAGAGAAUAUUCCUGCAUGUUCUGCACAACUCCGAAAGCCCGUACAUCAUUCUGUCCGUGCUGAAGAAGUUUACCCGCGGGCCCGUGUUUUUAUCAGACUCGUGUGCGGUCCAAAUGGCGCUGUUCGUGCGGUCUCUGCGCGGGAUAUACUUGGACGCAAUCCCAUACUCAAAAAUAAUUAGGGAGGUUUUUGAGUCUUGUGCAAUGCCGGAUGUGACUGUGGAGCAUGCGUAUGACAUUCUCUCGCAAAUAGAGCAGGAGGACGCCACCCGAAGCCUGCUCAUUGAUCUGUUUGGAAAGAUGCAUGUUGUAAACUACUACAAGGAGCUGUGUGCUGGCGUUCUGUCCAGAAACAUAAGCAGAGGCGUGCUCUACUCUGUGAUGUACACGAUAAACGACAAAAGCGUGGCCAAGGAGUGCAUGGCCCCUAUGUUUAAUCGGCUGAACGAGUACGUGGCCGACAAAACUGUAGAAAAGAACAGCGUUGUCUUUGCGCGUGCUGUGUGGGCGCUCUUUACAGCACACACAGAUGCAUUUGACAGCGAGUUUGACACGAUUAUAAAGUACAUCGGAUACUUCUGCGACGCAUUCACUGAGAGCUCGUGCGAGUUUCUGUCCAUUGAUGACGCUUCUGAAAUUGUUGACACCUUUGAUGUUUUGGCCAAUGCAGUUGUCAACAGGACAGUGCAGGGAAGCACCAGCAAAAACAAAAAAGACUCUGCGGCCAUAAAAAACUAUGUUGAAAAGAAGGAGGUGAAAAGGGAAGAAAAGGUCCGGAUAGUCCCGGAAAUGGAAAAUGUAGAUGACUCCGAUAGCUCCAGCGAAAGCUCUGAAGAAAGCGAAAAACACGCCUCUGAGGAGACCAGCGAGGGCGCGGAGACAGCUGGCAGGCUUAACAAUGUAAGCGUGACGCAGGAGAAGCUUUUGGUCUUCAACACGCUUAUUGCUGCCAAGUACAAAGAGGUCUUCAAAAAACUUGAGGGCGCGCUGGAGUGGAAAAAAAGGCCGUCCUAUGACACUCUUCUGUAUGUGGUGUCGCACGUAAAGCUGCUGCAUCUGCUUCUGUAUCUCUCGAGAAUAUCCGGCUCCAGCGAGAUUCCGGUCGAGCCGCACGGGGCCCUGUUUAGGAAAAUCAGCACGCCCGCGUCCUUUGAUGCAAAUAAGCACGACGGAACCCAGGACUUGGCCGACAGAAUGCUCUCUGAAAAAUGGAACUCCCUGGGGUUCCUAAUGAAGGAGGGGCUAAUUUCGUCUGUAAGCACAGACUUCACAAAAGACGUGCUAAAGCACACCUCUCCAUACCAGAUGUUUCACACGGUCUCCACGUGCGUGCAUCUGCUCUCUUUUCCGACUGCCUCCGUUUUUCUGGAGAACGGCCACAUAUACGACUUUAUAUACCUACAGACUCUUCCAAGCUAUGUUCGACACAAAAGCUUCCUGGAGACUCUGAAAAAAACUAUCCGGGCGUUCAUCAGCAAAGCGGAGAAGGAGGCGCUUGUGCUUCUUGUGCGGCGGCUCAUAGAGCUGGACGGGUUCUACACAGAGAGGGAGGCAAAGAAGGGCAGCAAAAAGUCCAGCGACCCAAACCACUAUGCUGCUGUGAAGCAUGUCGUGCGCGACACGGUGGCGUCUCUGUUCAUUACGGAAAUGGAUCUGUCUGCUUCUGGCGGGAUAGAAAGCACAGUGGACAGCCGAAGUGAACACACAUACGACACCGUGGAUGUAGAGAUGAACGAAAAAAAAGUGUUCAAUCCAGUGACAAAACAGGAAGAGUUUAGAGUUUCAGAAGAAAUUGUUUUCAAGCGGUUUGGGACAGACCGGCACCAAGAAAAAAAUGCGGCGAAAGAGUACUACAAAAAGGCGAAGGAGGGAAAGAAUGUAGACCAAAAAAGGCGAAAGAUCGUGUUUGACUUUAUACAGAUGAUAAAAGACAGCGAUUUGUCCGACAAGUUUAUAAAGGCUCUGGUUAAGCUUCCGUCGGUCGUUACAGUGCGCGAUAAAAUGCUCUUGUACAUAAUCAAGGUCGUUAUUUACGGGAUGGAAAAGCUGUCCCUUUCAGACAGCACGCUGAAGGCAGUGCAGGACUUUGCCAACGACGAGUACAAGGAAAACCCCUCUGACGUGAUUAAAGACGCAGCCAAGUGCUUGUACGUGAAAACGUGUGCUUCCCUGUCGGACAGCGGAGCCAAAAACCCGAACACAUACAAUGGCCUGGUUCUGUCCUUGCUUAUACUAAUAACUACAAACCAGGGAAACCUAAAUGCUCUGAAGGACGGCUUCUUUAGAAUAUGCUCGGACUUGGAGGAGUAUGAGAGAAACGAGCUGCUUCUUCUAUUUAGGCAGGCGGGCGUGCCCACCUCCAAAAGCCUAGAGGGGACGUCGGAGGAGCUGGCAAAAUACAUGGCGGUUAAGGGUGAGGUUGUGGCCUUUCCUGCGCUGGAAUAG